UCUAAUCUCUUUCCAUCUCCUUCCGUGAUAAAAGGGAGAAAACUAGCUCCUCCUCCCGGCCUCCGUCAUCAUCAUCGCCACCGCCGAACUCCGGGACAGCAUCUUCCACGAGGAAGCCGUGGUCAUGUUCAAGGAUUUAUACGCUUACCAGUACGUGUUGGCCGUGGGUGUCAUCAGGUGCGCCUACAACCUGGUGGCGGCUUUGUUCGUGGCGAUCAACGUCACCGGCAGGAGGAAGAUGGUCGGCGGCGGCGAGGCCGGCACUGUGCUCCUCAUCUACGCCGACGUCAUAAGUAUCAUCAACUCCACGGAAGUCUGGAACAGCCGAUCUUCAUGGCGCCUAUCACCCAUGUGCUCAGAUCUGAAUUGUAGCAACAACCCACAACAAGAUGUGGAGCAGGUGAUGAUUCAUGAUGGACUCUCCAUCACCCAAGCUUUGUGCACAGCCAGAAUAUUUGAUGGAGGGUUUAUCCGGUCAGCACCAGAAUUUUGUGGUGUUAGCAAUCCGCAAUCAGCUGUGAGGAACCAAAUUCGUCUACCUAAUUUAUUUAUGGAUCUUAAUUUCUUACUCUAGAAGCAGACGUGUGGAUAAUUUCUGGAUUCUUAGAGGGAAAUAAACCUAGAAGAUCUCCACGAAAUAAAAACACUAACCAGGCAUGUACCUUAAGGAUAACGAAACCUACAUAUCAGAUGCAAAAGAAGCUCAUGAGCGUGUUGUCCCGACAAAGUGAAGUGCCGAGGUAGGCCCAUGCCAGGAGUCGUUGGCAAGUACUGUCGGCAGCAGGCCAGCUACUCUAAGAGCUUCUUAUAAAUACCUGUACAUGCCUGUUGCAGUAAUUCCUCCAGACAUGGACAAAGGUAGGCUCGAUAUUACUCUGCAUGUGCUUUAGAUAUGGGUAGUUCAUAUGUUUGGGUGAUGGCGUGGAAUUAUCUAAUACGUUCAUGCCUGUCUCUGCCUCUCGCCCCAUUGACUCUCCGUACCGUGACAGACUAAACUUUAGAGGUAGCACUGGCCAGCGCCAAGUUCGUACAGCUGUGGGAAGCAGUCGUGACCUGGUAAGCGCUAAGCAUGUCCACUUCCCUUCAUGGUCAUGCCAGAUCUAGAACAAUUCUUCUUAGCUAUGGGUCAUGCAUUGAAUUGAUCUGAUAAGAUCAAUAUAAUUUUGACUUGCAAGUUCAUGGUCACCAUCACUUCCAGUGACGCAAGCAAAAAGGGUCUAGAUGAUGAUGGUUCAUAUGAAAAUUGAAACAUUCAUAUGUGAUCAGCUUGCAACCGUAACUAAAUAAUGAAUAUAUAAUCUCUUUAACUCAUUUUAAAUAGUUAAUCUUCUGCUAUGAUAUGCCUAAAUUGUACCUUUAACUGCUUUUUAUAAUCUAUGGAAAUGAGUUAUACACGAUGUAAACAGUCUACAUAUUCUAUAUUAAAUCUACCUGCACAAAAUGAGUGGAUCUUUGACUUUACCUCCACGGUGCGAACUUAGUAGAACAAUGACUUCGGUUGUGCUUCCCAGCAUAAAUAGAUUUGUAUAUGCAUAUCUAAUUUUUGAAAAUGCACUUUGCACCAGAAACUUUCAGAGAAAUGUUUCUUCAGAAAUAUAUUCAUAUCGACUGGGAUAGGACACAUACUUUCUGCAUGUAUCAUUAU
Messenger RNA from Triticum aestivum (bread wheat), 1645 nucleotides. RefSeq lists its product as uncharacterized. NCBI's taxonomy places the organism in Eukaryota, Viridiplantae, Streptophyta, Magnoliopsida, Poales, Poaceae. The record is from RefSeq and is a predicted model, not a curated record. Bases 125 to 574 code for a protein of 149 amino acids. The transcript is spliced from 2 exons.